UUUAAACGCCUCAGCUUGAGCUCCAUCAGCAGAGACUCGGAGUCUGCAGGAGGACAUCACCGCGUCUGUGCGCUUAUUUCUCUGGAUGGACUUGUUCUGUAUCGUUGUACCUGUGGACGGAGUCUGCUGUGCCAUCGCGGGAUGGUUAUUUGUGCGCUUGAAACGCAUGGAGUAGAAUUUAAAAAGACGCAAAAUCUGCCUAAUGAUGAUGUGCCCUUGGGUUAUUUGUGCCUCAUAUUUCAUCUUCCUGCCUAUUACAGCGUGGAGCAAACCUGUCAUCUUCCCCAGCGAGCCUCACAUAGUGGUUCCCAAGAAGGGGAAGCUGCAACUGCGUUGCCAUGACAACACCACAGCAUCCAGAGCCCCAUUCCUGUUAAGGUGGCAAAGGGAGAAGAACCGCAAGCUUGAGGGAGAGGUCGAGGAGGGCAAGGUAGCUUCCCUCAGCUUGUCGGGGGUCCAGGCCCAACAGAUGGGUUGGUAUGUGUGUGUCAACAACAACACUCUGGAGAACAGCUCAAUCUUCGUUUACGUUAAAGACCCUGGCAGUGCUUUCCAGCACACCAUGAUGAGCAGUAUUCUGGUUCGGGCUGGUGAGGACUGCAUCAUCCCGUGUCUCGUGACUGACCCUGAGGUCGCCAACCUGUCUUUGGAAACCUGCGAUGGACGACCUUUGCCUUCAGGAAUGGUUUACAGUGGGAAUCUGCAGCGAGGCAUCAUCAUCCGCAAUGCUAGGGAGGAAAUUAAGGGCUGCUACAGAUGUGUAGGACAGCUCGGCGGAAACAGAGUCAUGUCUGUCUCAUACAGCGUUGAUGUUCGACCUGUGCCAGAGUUGCGGCCAGAGGUCAGCCUGUCCCACAAAGACACGGUCAUCCUGAAGACAGGCGAGGCAUUUGAGCUUACCUGCAACUCCACCAAUAUCAACUCAGAAUUCAGUCUUACUUGGGACUUCCCUUCAGCAGCGAAUCCUGUGAAGUCCCAGAUCUCACACAUCCUGCCCAGCUCCCGGGGCUAUUUACGUUCAACCACGCUCUCCAUAGCAACCGUCAGCCAAUUAGAUACUGGAAUUUACCGCUGCCACGCCCACAAUGAGAAAGGUCACAGUAACGCAGCAAUGGAGCUGGAUGUACUUGAUCAGGGGUUCAUUACAGCUUUAGGAAGUCAUAGUCCAAUCCAAGACGUCAAAGAAGGGGAGAGCCUGACCCUCAGGGUGGAAUUUAAGGCCUAUCCUGCACCACGCUCCAUCUUCUGGUCCUACAACAAGGAGCACCUCCUCAACACGACAGAGCAUGUCAUCACUGUCCACCGCCAGAAAUACAGUUUCACCAGUGAGCUGAGACUGGUGAGGGUCCUCAGCUCUGAGGGCGGGGUCUAUACGUUCUCAGUCAGUAAUGGAGACGCAUCCGUUGACCGCUCAUUUCACGUAUACGUCAAAAGUAAGCCUGUUAUCAUUGCGCAGGAGGGGCCAGUUGAUGGUCAGGUCCGCUGCAUUGCCGCCGGUUAUCCAGUACCUAAAAUUAGCUGGUACUUCUGUGAGCUGCCCCGCACAAGGUGCUCCAACCUACCCAAUGCCACCCAAUGGGAGACCCCAGAGGUCACUGUACUGUCAGAGUCAACGUUUGGCAGGAGUGAGGUGGAGAGCCGCCUGAACGUCAGCAACGAGCACGCUCAGUACCACACUCUGGAAUGUGUGGCUUCCAUGCAGGGAGAGGAAGCCUACACUCUGUUCACCAUCAGAGAACGCAUUGUCCCCCAUAAACUCUUCACACCUCUCCUAACUGGCAUGUUGGCUACUGGCGUCUUCCUCAGCGUCAUUCUAGUGGUGCUUGUCUAUAAGUAUAUGCAGAAACCAAAGUUCCAGAUUCAGUGGAAGGUCAUUGAGAGCAUUAAUGGAAACAACUACAUCUACAUCGACCCCCUCCAGCUGCCAUAUGACCUGAAGUGGGAGUUUCCUCGACAGAAGCUUCGCUUUGGUAAAACUCUGGGCUCUGGGGCUUUUGGAAAGGUGGUCAGGGCCACUGCAUAUGGACUUUGCUCUGCCGAUACUGUCACAACUGUUGCUGUUAAAAUGUUGAAACCUAAUGCUCAUUCCACGGAAAAGGAAGCACUGAUGUCUGAGCUGAAGGUUCUUAGUUAUCUUGGAAACCAUGUGAACAUCGUGAACCUGCUGGGAGCCUGCACUGUUGGAGGCCCAAUUUUGGUGAUCACAGAGUACUGUUGCUAUGGCGACCUGCUCAACUUCCUUCGAAGGAAAAGAGAGUCAUUCCUAAACUCCCAGGUUGGGGAUAGUUACUAUCGCAACGUCUCCAAGCAGUCUGAGCCGACAAGGGAUGCAACUGGUACAGGAUACAUCCCCAUGCGUCCCUCUGAGAAAGAAAGAUCCUCUCAAUCAGGUACUUCUACAUUUUUAUCCACUUUGAAAUUGACAGUAAGUUUGACGAAACUUGACUAUGAAGUUUUCAUUUUAGAUUACAUAGAUGAGCUCUCUCUGGAUGCUGAAGACCUCCUCAGCUUUUCCUACCAGGUUGCCAAAGGAAUGGAGUACAUUACCUCCAAGAAUUGUAUCCACAGGGAUCUUGCGGCGAGAAACGUUCUGCUGACUCAUGGCAGGGUGGCGAAGAUCUGCGACUUCGGCCUUGCCCGAGACAUCACCACUGACUCCAGUUAUGUACUCCGGGGAAACGCUCGCCUGCCUGUCAAGUGGAUGUCUCCUGAGAGCAUUUUCGACUGCGUCUACACCUUCGAGAGCGACGUGUGGUCCUACGGCAUCCUGCUCUGGGAAAUCUUCUCUCUGGGAAAUAGCCCGUAUCCAGGGAUGCAGGUGGGAUCUGCCUUUUACAAGAUGAUUCAAGACGGCCGCAGGAUGAGCAGGCCAGAGUUCGCUCCUAUCGAGAUGUACGACACGAUGCUGUCCUGCUGGAACGACGACCCUCUGAAGAGACCUUCCUUCAGAAAACUGGUGGAGAGAACCGAGCUGCUGCUGUCAGAAAACACCAAGAACGUAUACCUGACUCUGAGCAACACUCCAAAUGCUAGUGAGCAGCAGAGGGCGCCAUCGCGGAGGCUUAGCUCUGUGUGUAGCACCACAGCUCCUACCCAGCCUUUACUGCAGAACACAGUUGACGUCUUCCUGGACUACGUCUGACACACACACACUCAUGUAUAAACAAACCCACAACUACAGCUCAUACACACCACAUGUCGAACUAAUACCACAAAAACACACGUUCAUUGAGCAACAAAACCUCCAAACUAACUCCUAAAUGCUGGCAGUCUUUCAUCUCAGAAGCUCACAAAACACUCAUGCACAUAGUACUGUAUAUUUAUAUACAGGCCUUCACUGGGCUAUAAGCCUCUAAUUAUUCUUCCCAUUGGUGUAUUGAUUGUUGUGGUAGAUAUUUCAGGUGCAUGUCUAUAUAAAGCAGACGGCAGCACUAACAGAACAUCAGAUGCAUCAUCACCCAGAAGCACUGGGGGGGAAUCUGGCUCACAUUCAGCCUUACAUUACAUCUUAAGAUACUUUGACUGAAAGUACAAGUACAUAUAUAACUAAGGAGGGAUGACGUUUGACUAAAUAAAUGAGACACUGCUGGCUACUAGAGAUGUUUUUGUGAGGGAUUUGUUUCACUUUGUACAGAACCAGUAUUUACGUUUAGGCCGAUAUUCUUGUUGAGGGAUCAUUGUGAAGACACUACGGUGACUUCAAGCUCUCUUGAUGAAAAAUAUUUGCCAUAAUAUCCAUAUUUGUCUGGUCAUUGUCACUGGAUUUGUGAGAGAUUAUUUUUUAAUAGGCCUUUGCAUACAUACUUUCUCUAUAAGGCAAAUGUUGACCUUGCAGAGAAAACAGUGAGCCAUAAAACAUAAAAGUGGGGUUAAAGCAACGAUCCUCAAUGGAAGUAAUUUAAAGCCAUAAGUUACAGUGCCUCGCAAAAGUAUUUUUACUCCUUGAACUUUAUCACAUUUUUUCAGGUUGUAACCAUAAACCUUAGUCAACUUUAUUGGCAUUUAUGUGAUAGAGGUGAAAGGGAAAUACUGUUGAGUUUAAAAAAAAAAACGCUUUAGAAAUUUAAAGCUGAGAAGUGUGGUGUGCAUUUGUUUUCAGGUCCUCUGGGUCAAUACAUUGUAAACUCACCUUUUGCUGCAGUUACAGCUGCAAGUCUUUUUGAGUUUUGUCUCUACCAACCUUCAAUUGGUACAGACUAAAAUUUGUGCCCAUUCUCAGUUCCAGAGUCAGACUGGGUGAAGAGUAAAUAUUCAAGUCCUCCUGUGGAUUCUACAUUAAAUGUAGGUUCUACUCUCACAUGUUUUGCAAUCCCUUACAGGUUUUCUUUCUGAAUUGCUGUGCUUAACUAAAUCCAUCAACGGUAACCAGGCUCCUUAUCCGUAUCGAUGAGAAGCUUUCCCAAAGCAUAAUACUGCAACAGUCUCCCUGUGCGGAUUGUUUGUUCAGGGUGUUCUGAAGUGUUAGUUUUGUGGCACACAAGGUUUCACAUAUAGGUCAGAAGGUUUGGUUUUGGUCUCAUAAGACCAAACCUCCUUCCUUGUUGCAAACUGGAAAUAAUUUAUUAGAAAUUUGUAGAGUAUACUAAUACUUCUGUGGACGGAUUCACUCACUUUAGAGCCAUUAUGAUCCUCCUAUUUGCUUCUCUGACUUAAGCUGUCAUUGCCCUGCCUUUUUUUUAGAUUAAGUGGAUGUCCAUAUCUUGCACACACUUUUCAGAUUUUAUCUAACAAAAUCUUGGAAAUCACGUAUCAUUUACCUUCUGUUUCACAAUGAUAUCCUAAAAAAAAAAUCCUGUCUUGUACAUAAAAUGUGGUUAAGUUGCACUACAGUGACAAAAUGUGAGACAGUUCAACAGGUAUGAAUACUUUAGCAAGGUGAACACCGAUUCCCAUUUAUGUGUUGUAGCUUCUUAUACUGUGACUAACUGACUCAUUAUUGUGUGUAUAUCCAAAAUAACUUCUUUAGCAAAGCUACUAAGGCUGAGGUUUUAGGUUUGAUUGUGUGCUUUCUGUUGUCAAAUGUGUAUGCAAUGUAAAUAAAAUAGAGAUGUGCCUUUAGACAUUUUUUUUUUUUGUUAAACUGGAUGUAUUAUCUCCUGACUGUUAGUGUUGAGACAAUGAGCAGACAUUUCCUCUGCAGUUUGGUUUUUGAGAUCAUUGCAGUUUUGAUACGGUUGGUUGAAUUGUAAUAAUAAAGAAAGCACCUGUGAUGGUUGAAAGAA
Molecule: messenger RNA, 5222 nt
Organism: Xiphophorus couchianus (Monterrey platyfish)
Lineage: Eukaryota; Metazoa; Chordata; Actinopteri; Cyprinodontiformes; Poeciliidae
Gene: kitb
Product: KIT proto-oncogene, receptor tyrosine kinase b
Exons: 20
Coding region: 203-3142 (979 amino acids)
Biological process (GO): positive regulation of cell migration; Kit signaling pathway; positive regulation of MAP kinase activity
Cellular component (GO): plasma membrane; signaling receptor complex
Molecular function (GO): transmembrane receptor protein tyrosine kinase activity; ATP binding; cytokine binding
Source: RefSeq, a predicted model, not a curated record